UAGUUAUUGGUUGGCUAAAUUCCCGAUUGCCAAUUAAAGACAUAUUUAUUUACAAUAGAAUUAAACCGAUAAAAGCCACACCCAAUUUAAAAGUCCGCCACAUACCAGGAAGUCAAAACCCCUCAGACCUGGGCACACGCGGAAUCACAAAACCAAGUGAAUUGUUUAAAAAUGAUUUAUGGCUACAUGGACCAAUUUGGUUGUCGUGUGCAACAAGUUCCUGGCCAAAAGAAAAUGCCGAAAUUCAAACAUUCUCAUCGAAUGAUUACAAACCAGUACUAGAAACAACAGAAACACAACCGAUAAUGACAUUCCACUCUACACAAACAAAACCGACGCCCCUAAUGGAAAUAAAUAAAUUUUCUCGUUUGCCAAAACUCCUUCGUGUUACUGCGUAUGUUUUGAGAUUUAUUGCUUAUAAUGGACACCCUUCAAUUUCCCCAUUUUUGAAAAAAUACCCAAGAAUUAAGACUUUAAACAUAUCCAUCCGAGAACUACGCUCGGCUUUGAAAAUUCUCAUUAAAAAAGAACAAGAGUAUUACCCUCCAUCAGAACAAGAAAAAAAUUCAUUAGGCUUAUUUAACGAUGAAAAUAAUUUAAUGAGAGCAAAUGGCAGGUUAGGAAAUAGUAAUCUCCCACAAAAUACUAUAUUGCCAUUAUACCUUCCAGCCAACUCUCAUCUCACAAAAUUACUAAUUUAUGAAAUCCAUAUCUUAAAUCAUCAUGCCAGCCCCCUCUCAGUACUUUCAAUGAUUAGAAGAGAAUUUUGGAUACCACGUGGCAGACGGGUUGUACAACACACUCUUUAUUUAAGUUGUCUACCCUGUCGCAGAUUUAAUUCCGUGCCAUUUAACCGCCCACCAUUUCCACAACUCCCAGAAGACAGAGUGACACCAUCCCGUCCAUUUUCCGCCAUAGGGUUAGAUUAUUGCGGACCACUACGAUUAAAAUAUGCUGAUACAAAUAAUCAAAAAUUUUACAUUCUUUUGUGGGUUUGUCUAACAACCCGUGGAAUAUGCUUAGACUUAGUCCCAAAUCAAUCCGCCCAACAAUUUUUACUGGCUUAUCGUAGAUUUUCUGCCAAAUUUAGCCCUCCCACAGUCAUUUAUUCCGAUAGCGCUCCAACAUUUGUCUCGUUUAAAAAUUCCCUAAAAACUUACCCACCAACUUGGAACCUCCGAGUACCAUAUGCGGCUUGGAGAGGAGGUCACUAUGAAAGAUUUGUGGGUCUAAUAAAAUUUCAUCUCCGCCGCACCCUAUCAACCGGAAUUAUUCCAAAAAUUUUUACCUUUGAAGAAGCGCUAACAAUAAUCGGAGAAAUUGAAAAUAUUAUAAACCACCGGCCAAUAACCUUCGAUUCAACCGACCCAAAUGAAAUACGGCCAUUACGUCCAAUUGAUUUUAUACGUCCCCUAAACAAAAAUAUUUCCCCAAUCUCCAACUUAUGCCCACAACCCCACCCUCUCGAAAUAAACAGUAACACAAUUUCCCUUCAAAAAUUAUGGAAAACUUUAACAAAAACAAGCCAAAAAUUUUGGAAACAAUGGGCCCAAGAAUAUAUAUUAUCACUCCGGGAAAGGCAUAAAAAGUUGACAAAUAAUUCAAGCCGGAGCCCCAUCCCAGGGGAACUUGUCAUCGUUGUUGAAAAUUCCCCCGUCUCCGUUUGGAGAACAGCAAUAAUUGAGAAAAUACAGUGUAAUAAAGAUAACAUUCCCGAUAUCGCAACCAUUCGUUUCUCAUCCGGCCGAAGAACAAAUCGCUCAAUUAGUCACCUCUGUCCUUUAGAAACAACAGAUGAAAUUAAUAACAGAAUAAAUCUCCCAGCUAAUCCCACAAAAGAAAAUAAAGAAAUUACAACAACACUUUCCCAAUAA
Meloidogyne enterolobii is the source of this 1874-nucleotide messenger RNA. Lineage: Eukaryota; Metazoa; Nematoda; Chromadorea; Rhabditida; Meloidogynidae. The record is from the annotation of a GenBank genome assembly.